AUGUGGUCGAAAAUUCGUUAUGGGGUCCGUUGGAAUCCUGCCGAGCGUUUGGCUCUCGCCACAAGAGCUUUGAACCUUCAAAAAGUGAAAUCAAUUGAUAUUUCCAUGGAUCCCCUUCAUCAUGACAACUUAUCUAUUCGAACUUUUUGGCAUUCGAUAAUGGCGCCGAAAGUGCGUUUGACGAAUCCGAAUGUUCGUGUGAAGGCCGAUAUUAGAAAUGAUCGACAACCGCCUUAUUUCACGGCAACUCUUGAUGACGGACACAAAUUGCACUUUAAAACGGAAAACAUGUCUGCGAUGGAUUUGAUAAUGACCUUUAAUCGAUUGACUGGACAGCCCGAGCUCGGAAAAGCUGGAACUCGACCGAGACCGAAAAUUUGA
Caenorhabditis bovis is the source of this 381-nucleotide messenger RNA. Lineage: Eukaryota; Metazoa; Nematoda; Chromadorea; Rhabditida; Rhabditidae. The record is from the annotation of a GenBank genome assembly.